Alternaria infectoria is the source of this 507-nucleotide messenger RNA. RefSeq lists its product as uncharacterized. NCBI's taxonomy places the organism in Eukaryota, Fungi, Ascomycota, Dothideomycetes, Pleosporales, Pleosporaceae. The record is from RefSeq and is a predicted model, not a curated record. The transcript is spliced from 2 exons. Bases 1 to 507 code for a protein of 168 amino acids.
AUGCUUGGUUUGCGGUGCAACAAGAACUCGAUCGCCUCCGGGGUGGUUCAGUUCCAAGACAACGAGAGCCGCGCGCUCGCUCAAGAUCCCGGGACAGAAGACAUCGAAGAUCACACCGCGAACAGAGGCGAGAGGCUAGAUCGCAAAGUACAAAUCAUGCCCAACAGCCUCGCACUGAUUCUCGGUCUGAGUCUCGUUCUCGACCGCGAAGGCAAGACAACAGGUCCAGACAUCGCAGAAGAGAGCCUCAUACCCAUGACCAUGGAAGGCAGGAACGAUCGAGUGGGCGAAGUCGUGGACAACCUCGUUAUCGCUCUCAGUCCCGCUCACGGUCGCAAAGGCAUGACGGUAGACAACACCAUGACCGAGCUUCCGAGCAUUCACACGAUGGUCUUGCGAGUCCGCGUUCGCCGGUUUCAUCUCAUUCACAUGCUCAAAGUGACGCUGAACUGUGGCGCAUGGAGGAAUCCAAUUGCGAUACAUGCGACAUCACCUCAGCUUGUUUAG